This is a messenger RNA of Haplochromis burtoni (Burton's mouthbrooder), 4328 nucleotides long. RefSeq names its product sphingosine-1-phosphate phosphatase 1b (gene sgpp1b). Bases 357 to 1847 code for a protein of 496 amino acids. Gene Ontology annotation, molecular function: sphingosine-1-phosphate phosphatase activity. Gene Ontology annotation, biological process: sphingosine metabolic process; phospholipid dephosphorylation. The record is from RefSeq and is a predicted model, not a curated record. NCBI's taxonomy places the organism in Eukaryota, Metazoa, Chordata, Actinopteri, Cichliformes, Cichlidae. The transcript is spliced from 3 exons. Gene Ontology annotation, cellular component: endoplasmic reticulum membrane.
CAGCACCUGAAGGCAACGGGGAAGGCGCGUUCCACGGACCUCUCGUGUAUCUGACAGUUGCACAUAGCGGAACGUUUAUCGCAUCCAGGCUCAGACAAACGGCAGGAGCCCUUCGGUUCUUUAUAUCCGAUACGGUUUAACUGAAAACGGAAUUUCUUAUUUUAAAACGACUCAAGUUGUUGUCAUAUUUUUCUACCGUUUGCAAAUGCUUCAAGGGUUCACCUUUGAGUGCCGCUCUGCCAUAAUGUACGGGUUAGCUCGCUAACGUUAGCCGGGAGCUAGCAUCCACAGUUCGGAGAAAGUAACGGAGUACGCGUUUCUUCGGCUACUUGGGAGUCGUCAGAGGGAAUUAAAACAUGGAGAAAAUGAAAGAGCUAUGCCACUGCCUCCAGGAUCCUCACCUUGUUGCCCGCUUUCAGAACAUUUGCGGGGUACGGGGCACGUUUACGACCACCAGCAGCAGCAAGGUAGCGGACCGGGCUCACUCGCACAACAACGGCGCUUGUCAUCAUCGCGUCGCCGGAGAGGAUGACCGUGAAAACUUGUCCAAUGUAGGAGCUGGGGAAGGAGAGAAAAUGCAAACGGCGUCAGCGAAGCUUCGGAGAAGGAUUGCGGACUCUAACGUUGCUAAUAACUUUAAAGAUGAAGGUGAAACCCCGUCACAGAACGGGACAGCGGUGUCUGCGGCGACCGCCGGGGGAGAGAGGGUUGGUGUGGGCAGCAGCCUCGCGGGACCGGGCGUCCGCAGCGGGUCCGCGCAAGAUUUAUCCCGGGCAGCCAAUUGUGAGGAGAGCCAGGUCGGAGGAGUCUUGGGUCCCCCACGGAGCAGCAAGGUAAAGCCACUCCGCAAGAAUUCUCUAACGGGCGACGGCGGGCAGGAGUUCCUGAUCGACAACCGCUUCUUGUACUAUCUCUUCACUUUCGGAACCGAGCUGGGAAACGAGACUUUCUACAUCACUUUCUUCCCAUUCAUAACGUGGAACGUGGAAGCCUUCGUCAGCAGGCGACUGAUCAUGGUGUGGGUCUGGGUCAUGUACCUGGGACAGUGUACCAAGGAUGUGCUCGGCUGGUCCCGACCGGCCUCACCGCCUGUGGUCAAAGUGGAGGUGUUUUACAACUCCGAGUACAGCAUGCCGUCCACGCACGCCAUGUCCGGCACAGCCAUCCCCUUCGCCCUGUACUUCAUGACCUACGGCCGUUGGGAGUACCCGUCCACACUGGGAUUCAUCUUGGCUCUCUGCUGGUGUCUGCUGGUUUGUUCCAGCCGAAUCUACAUGGGAAUGCAUUCGGUGCUGGACGUCAUCGCUGGGUUUCUGUACAGCAUCCUCAUCCUGUGCUUCUUCCUGCCGAUACUGGACCUGAUCGAUGGCUUCAAUUUGACCUGCCGCUACGCUCCAAUCGUCAUCAUCUCCCUCCACCUGGGCCUGGGCCUCUUCUCCUUCACCCUGGACACCUGGAGCACCUCUCGUGGUGACACCGCUCAGAUCCUGGGCACUGGUGCCGGCAUUGCCUUGGCUUCCCAUGUCAACUACCACCUGGGCCUGAUGCCCGACUUGACACCAGACCAGCUUCCCCUCAGCAUGCCCGCACUUAGCCCCAGCCUGGUGGCUGUUGUAAUGUUGCGGCUCGUUGUGGGAGUGCUGGUGCUGUUGGCCACGCGGGCGCUGAUGAAGGCCAUCACCAUCCCACUGGUGUGCAGAGCGUUCAGAGUGCCCACUGAUGACCUGAGGAAGGCCCGGCAGCACAUGGAGGUGGAGCUGCCUUACCGCUACAUCGUCUACGGGACAGUGGGCUUCAACGUGAUCUUCCUGGUCCCGCUGCUCUUCAGCUACAUGCAGCUCUCCUGAUUGGAUGUUACUUGACUGUGUGGCCAGUCAAAGUGAAGUAAAAACCUAAAUGCUGUCAUCAGAUCAGUUUUGCUGCUUGUUUUCAUCCACAGCCUAAUCCCUAGCUGGAGGUUGCUGGGUUUGGGACUGAUGAAGGUACAUUAAAGCCUAAUUGCUGAUCUGGAUGUAGAGUUUUUAUCAGAUUUUUUGUUUUUGUUGUCUCAGGUUACUUUUAAAGACGGGUGAAUCCUGAGCAAUGGAAAAUGGGCUUAGACUGUUAACAGUUCACUAGCGAUAUCUCUUUGUUCUUUAGAUUUAUUUAAGAGUAAAAUCCAGUCAGAUAAUGCUUUGACACUCUCAGAGCUGGAAAGUCACUCCUCAAAUUCAAAAAAGCAUUUCAACAGUGGCCUCUAGAAGACUAAAAAUGCAGGUCAUGACCACUAACAGAUGAUGUGCGUUAGUAUUUGCAUUGUUAUGACUGAUGUUGUUAUUAAGAGCUCAGGCAAAGAACCAUAGAAGUAUUUUUUUAGGAAAACUUAAAUUAUUCCAACAACUCAAGUGAAUAAUAAAUCUUCAAACGCCUGACAGAAAAUGUUGAAAAUAAAAAGACUUAGUAAGUCUCACUAACAGUCUGAAAGCCAAAGAUAUCCAGGCACAUGAUGAAUAAAUAAAUAAAAUAGAAAGUCUUCUUUUAGUCAGAUGUCCAGAUGGAUCAAUGGCAGAAUGAGUUUGGGUUGUAAAUUAAGUGCUUAGUUUAACUAGUUUAAAGAAUGUUGUAGUUUGAGUUCAGUGUCACUGUUGAAACUUUGUGUGGUUCUUUGUCUAGUAGCCUCUUAAUGUUUCUGUUUGAUUAUACUCUCCUUUGUCUCAAUUCUUAAAGCAAUAAGAGACCUUUCAUUUUAUGAUUCCUGUGUUCCUCUACUGGAUCGGAGGAACAUUUAGUCUUUAACCUCUGAACACCCUGCCUGUGGAGAGGAAACCAGUUUGAUUAAAGUUUUUGAUUUGUUGUUACGUCUCUGAUGUCUGAGAAUUCAGCCACAUUGUUUUUUUUCAGGAGGUUAGAUUGUGUUUUCUUAAAGGGCUUUCCCCACUAUUUGAGUUCUGAGUUUGACUGCUAUUCCUGCAACCCGAUGGGAGAAAAAAGAAAUACCAGGCACAUACUGUACGAUGCAAAAGGAAAGGAGAAUGCAUCGCUUUGUUUGGGAAAUGUACAGAGAGGGUUUUAAUGGUUUUAUUUUGUUCUCUAAGAAUGACUGGAGCACUCAGCUCAGCCUGGUUUUUUUUAAUUUUAUUUUUAAACACUGUAAACUUGCUUCCUAUUAGAGAUGUCGGCUCACAUCCACUUCCUGUUCUUAGCUGAGGUUCUUUUGCUGAUGUCAGGUGGGAGGAGGUGGUGGAGAUAAACCGUCCGGAGGGAAGUUUUCUCAUGUUUCUAAAAUUGGAACUCCAUUGACAACUUUUUUGUGCACAACAGGCGCGUUCUAAAAAUAUUAGAAAGUAUUCGACUACAAGUGCAACAUUAUUCACUGUUUUAUCAUGCAUGAAUUUGAUACUUGAUUCUAUAAAUGUAGGAAAAUUUUGUCUUCAAAUUUUGAAUACAAAAUUGCUCCAGAAAAGCGGCGUGAACGUGAACUUUUUAAGUGCCUUUGACAAAAGUAAUCAAACACAUGGUUGCCCUGAGAAGUCAAAUGCACUGCAACAUAAGGAAACGCCAGCAAAUAGAAAAACAAUCCAGAAAGCACACAAAACACAACAGAAGUUGAACAAAAUGCAAUGGAAGUAAACAAAGAAAAUCACACAAAUCACAAAAGAUAUGCUUCUGGGGAGGUGAUAACAUGAUGGAACAGCUACACAUGUGACAGAAACCAAAACAUGUCAACUUUUGCACCGAGACACUAAAAAGAAGCAGAGUUGUUGUAUAACAUGGAGAAAAGUAUGCAAAGUACAGUAUUACUGAUCCUGUAAUACUGUGCAUACAUGUUUGCUAUCAGCUGUUUACCAUCAGGUUAUCACUUCCAUCCGUCACAUUAUUGUUUCCCCAAAAGCACAUCUGUUGUGUUUUAUGAGGAUUUUUGAGGUUUUGCUGCAUUUUGUUUUUUUUCUAUUUUCAUUGUGAAAGAACUAUUUGAUUCAAAUGUAGCUUGGUAAGAUGUCAGAGCAGAAUCUAUCAUCGUAAGACUCUGGUGAUGUUAAACUUGUUAAAAAGCAUUUUACAUUUGCAAUAAAAAAAAAAAGCUUCCACUCGGACUCUUACCCGAACUCCUCCACACCACAACUAGUGAUUAAUUGGUUAAUUAGUUGAUUAACAAAGCUUCCUUCGACCACUCUAACCUGAACCUGAGUAUAAAGACUGAGGCCAGGAGCCCAGAUGCCUGCUUCCUGUUUCUAAGCUGUGUGUGCCUUGCUUAAAGGCACAUUUAAAAAAAGUUUUUCUCCCAGCAGGAUGCUGCCAUUGACACACAUUUCUUUAGUCUUAAUUUCUUUUUUUUCUUCUUUUUUUUU